UGCUAAGUCUGAACAAUGGGUCGGGAAUGUAGUGAGCCCAUGUAUCCCAAGCCAGCAGGAGCGUAUGGGUCUAAUCCAGGCAGGAGGAAUGGAAAAAGGCAUGCUUAUGUCAGUUUCAGGCCAUCCACAAGCCAGCAGGAAAGGAUUUCCAGCCAGAGAAAGACGACAUCUGAAGUCCCAAUGCACAGAUCAGCCCCCAGUCAAACCACCAAGAGGAGUCGAUCGCCAUUUUCCGUCACUCAUCGUAGUUGGGAAGACAGUGAGAGCUCUGGAACCAGCCUGAAUGCUGAUAAUGAGGACUACUCCAGUACUUCCAGGUGGAGGGAUUCUGCCAGCACCGAUGAAAGCCACUCGGAUGGCCUAGCGAGAAGAGGCCAAGGUGAGAGUUCAAGUGGCUACUCUGAGUCAAAGUACCCUGAAGACAAGAGGGAAGCCAGGAGUGAGCAAGUGAAGCCUGAGAAGGUGCCGAGGAGGCGGCGAACCAUGGCCGACCCUGACUUCUGGACGUACAGUGACGAUUACUAUGAACACUGUGAUGAAGAUUGUGACAGUGACAGGGAGCGGACUGCAGCUCUGCGUCAGAGGUAUCAAGGGCGGGAGCAAAAUUUAUCAUCCAGUGGUGAAAGCUGGGAGGCUCUGCCCAGCAGAGAAGAGCAGGAACCUGAGCGAGGCAGAGUGAAUGCUAGUGCCAGCGCCAGCCCCAGUGCUAGUGCCAGCGCUGGCAGUGGUGUUGGCAGUGAGCUUGGAGAAGUUCAUGGGCCACCUCUUCAGGAGGAGGCACAGGCAGCCCCACAAGAGGGAGAAGCUCCUUGGCUCCAGUACAAUGAAAAUGAGAGUAGCAGUGAGGGGGAUAAUGAUUCUGGGCAGGAGUUCCUGCAGCCUGGAGUGUUCAUGCUGGAUGGAAACAACAACCUGGAAGACGACUCCAGUGUGAGUGAAGACCUGGAAGUGGACUGGAGCCUCUUUGAUGGCUUUGCAGAUGGGCUGGGCGUGGCUGAAGCCAUUUCCUAUGUGGAUCCCCAGUUUCUCACAUACAUGGCACUUGAAGAACGCCUGGCCCAGGCGAUGGAAACUGCACUGGCGCACUUAGAGUCCCUUGCUGUGGACGUGGAGGUGGCCAACCCACCGGCCAGCAAGGAGAGCAUCGACAGUCUUCCUGAGAUCCUGGUCACUGAAGAUCACAGCGCGGUGGGGCAAGAAAUGUGUUGUCCUAUCUGUUGUAGUGAAUAUGUGAAGGGGGAGGUGGCCACCGAGCUGCCGUGCCACCACUAUUUCCACAAGCCAUGUGUGUCCAUCUGGCUUCAGAAGUCAGGCACCUGCCCUGUGUGCCGCUUCAUGUUCCCUCCCCCACUCUAAGACCAAGGCUCUUUGCUCCUGGGCGGGUGGCUUUCCGCAUCUCAGAUCCACAAUACUGCAGGAGCCCUCUCAAAAUUCACAAUUGUAAUGAAACCAAUCACUCAAUGAACCUACACCUGUUGAUUCUUUGUGAUUAUUUCCAGUGUGAAAACAGUUGUGUAUGAUUGCAUUAAAAAUGAUAGUCUCUUUUAGAGGUUAGAAAGGGUUCCUGAAUGCUGCUUGAGAUUGCAGUAAGAGCAUACAUUUUCUGACCUGAAAGUUGAAAUAAAUGGCAUUUGUUUUCUUUAGUAGAAUAUGUUGCUGUUAAUUGUAACAUCAAGUUAAUCUGUUAACUAUGUCCAAAAAGCAUCAUUUCUGUUGCAUGUUAUGGGUUACUGUUCCUGUAAUUGCAGUGCUGUAAAAGCUUAUUAAAGUUCUUCUUUUGAUUUUA
This is a messenger RNA of Manis pentadactyla (Chinese pangolin), 1786 nucleotides long. It is a transcript of the gene PJA1, whose product is annotated as praja ring finger ubiquitin ligase 1. Lineage: Eukaryota; Metazoa; Chordata; Mammalia; Pholidota; Manidae. The record is from RefSeq and is a predicted model, not a curated record.